Messenger RNA from Aspergillus uvarum CBS 121591, 1442 nucleotides. Its product is annotated as Frag1/DRAM/Sfk1 family protein. The record is from RefSeq and is a predicted model, not a curated record. The coding region runs from base 341 to 1177 and encodes 278 amino acids. NCBI's taxonomy places the organism in Eukaryota, Fungi, Ascomycota, Eurotiomycetes, Eurotiales, Aspergillaceae. Gene Ontology annotation, cellular component: plasma membrane. The transcript is spliced from 5 exons.
CUCUUCUCCUUCAAUCUUCGUCUUCUUAUGUGUUUGUUCGUUCCACACUUACCUACCCUGAUUCAACGCGUCACUCAGCUCCCCAGCCCUGAGGUUCAAGCUUGGUACUGCAUCGGCAGGCUUAAGCCACUUCCGCCCCUUCCGUUCCAGCCGAUUGUUUGAACGCUUGAACGCUUGAACCCUGCGAAGGUGUACGUACUGUACUAAUUUCCAGUACUUGAACUACUCAUCAUUAAACCGGUCGCAAGCUGUUAUUCCUCGUAGAGAGCGAACCACAGUUUCGCACAAGGCCUCAUACGGCGCAUCAAUCGCGGCGCAAGUCUUUGGGACAUACCUGACCAUGUGGAUCAUCUCAUUUUGGGUCUUCCCGGUCAUUUCAGCAUGCACCUGGGUUGCCAUGCUAAUUGCCAUGCUGGCAACAUGGGCUCGAGAAGGGAGCCCUAUAUACGCCAGUAUGGAAACCGGUCAAACAAUCGCCUAUAUCUCCGACGUUGGUGCUCAGGGCCUCAAGCCCCUUUUCAUUGCAGGGAGCUGCGUGACUGUCGCCUUCCUCGACCUCUCCUUUCUCUCCGAACGAUGGCUUCGUCAUGCAGGGCAGCUGGUACCCAACAAGGGUCUGUUCGAUAAAGGCUGUGCGAUCGCCUCCAUCUGCUUCUCGAUCGCCGGUGCGUUGGGUUUGAUUCUGCUAUCAAUUUUCGAUACGUUGCGGCAUCCGCAUAUGCAUGAUGGGUUUCUGGUGAUGUUCUUGGUGGGCUACCUCAUCAGCGCAAUCCUCAUCUGCUGCGAGUACUGGCGGCUAGGGAUUUUCUACCGCUCGCAGCAUCGUGUCCUCCUGGCCAGUUUCAUCAUCAAGCUCGCCUUCGUCGUCAUCGAGAUUGCGCUGGCCAUUGCGUUCGGCGUCCUGGGAAACAAGGGCGGGCAUUAUCGCAAUGCCGCUGCGGUCUUGGAAUGGGUGAUCGCUUUGAUUUUUACGUUCUAUGUCCUGUCCUUUGUGGUUGACUUGUUGCCCUCGGUUCGCACCCGAAAACAUGUGCCGCAGGGCGAGAAGCGCAUCGAAAUGAGCCGGAACGGACACGCCCAUGUCAGCAACAGCAUCGACGAAGGGACUGAAGAGGUGCCCGUCACUACCGACUCGGCCGGUCCCAAUGCGAACUACUAUCGCGGUCAACGGAUUUAAUCGCUCGAUUUCUUCUACCUUGGAGAGUUCGAUGACCUUCAGUGCACAUAUAUAUACACACACAUGUGAGAUGAGACCAUAAUAUCAUGAUACCCUGCGAGAUUUGUUUUGGAUGGAAUUCCUUAGUUAUACUUCUUGACCCCGAUUAUUCUGCGUUUUCUCGUGUAUGGUGUGAUCAUCUUGGAUGUCACUUCUGCCUAAUCUUUGCAUCUAGAACACAUGACGGACUUACCAGUUCUUAUUCAAUAUCAAGAUUAUCAUUGCC